AAAUGUGGCAACUAAUCACAGUAAUGCUGUGAUUGUCAUGUCAUGUAUUUGAUUGUCGUGUCAAUAGUAGUAGAAAUAGUUAGCAAAUAAGAAACGAACAACAAAAUCUCUGCCGAGAAAAAAAAUGGAAGAACAAAUGAAAAUAUUAUUAUUUAUCUGUGUUGGAGCUAUACUCGUAGCCACAACAAAUGCCGAUUUCAGUACACAAGAUUGUCGUGAAUUGGGUUUCAUCAAGCCACAUUUGAUGUGUUCGUCUUGUGAUAAAUUGGAAACAUUUGGAUUAAGUGAAUUGAAAGAGCAUUGCCAUGAAUGUUGUGAGAAAGAUGAUGUGUCAUCGGUAUCAAAGCGGUUCCCAAAAGCAAUUUUAGAAGUGUGCACGUGCAAAUUCGGUGCAUAUCCACAAAUUCAAGCCUUCAUCAAAAGUGAUCGACCAGCUAAAUUCCCAAAUUUGGUCAUCAAAUAUAUGCGCGGCGCCGAUCCAAUUGUCAAACUGCUUGACGACCACGAUAAUGUCGUUGAAACUCUGUCAAUCACCAAAUGGAAUACCGACACGGUCGAAGAAUUCUUUGAAACACAUCUCGACAAAGACGAUAAAGAUUAUUUACGAACAAAUCGCAUUUAGGAACAAAUCAUGUACAUUUUAAAGAUUUUCAACAAUAAAGUAAUGUAAAAUUUAAUUAAAAA
Sitodiplosis mosellana (orange wheat blossom midge) is the source of this 684-nucleotide messenger RNA. RefSeq names its product selenoprotein F. Gene Ontology annotation, cellular component: endoplasmic reticulum lumen. The record is from RefSeq and is a predicted model, not a curated record. Gene Ontology annotation, molecular function: oxidoreductase activity. Bases 125 to 622 code for a protein of 165 amino acids. The transcript has 3 exons. Lineage: Eukaryota; Metazoa; Arthropoda; Insecta; Diptera; Cecidomyiidae.